GCACCGGCCCCCACCGCCUGCAGGCUGUGCCCCGCGGGGAGGUACUGCAGAGGAGAUGCGAACUGGGAACCUGAUGGUCUGUGUUCAGCUGGGUACUACUGUGAAGGAGGAGCCACUGAUGUCAUUCCCCGAGGGACACCUGCCUUCCCACUCAAUGGGCCCUGCCCACUUGGGCACUAUUGUCCAGAGGGUACUCAUUUCCCAAUUGCCUGCCCAGCUGGGACCCUGAACAAUGCCACAGGUGGUACGUCCCCGGAGAGCUGUGUGCCAUGCCAUCCUGGGUCUUUCUGUGCUGGCACUGGUUUGAGUUCUCCAACAGGACCUUGUACUGAGGGGUUUUACUGCCCGGCAAACUUCAGCUCCAUCAGCCCCACGGCUUUCCUCUGCCCUAAGGGUCACUUCUGCCAGACAGGGGCAGCCCUCCCCAUGCCGUGCCCUGCUGGGGAAUACCAGCCGGCCAGGGGCUCUGCAUCCUGUGUUCCGUGCCAGAGAGGAUUCUACUGCCAGGAGCCAGUGGCAGGAGACCCCAAGCGCUGCCCACCACAUUCUUACUGUCCUACAGGCACAUGGGUUCCUCUCACGUGUCCUGAAGGCACCUUCACUCCUGCAAACAUGACUGGCCUCUGGAACGAGGAGGAAUGCCUGCCUUGCUUACCCGGUCACUACUGCAGGCACGGACGGCUGGAGGGGAAGUGUGCUGCUGGAUAUUUCUGCUUUGCUGGGAGCUCUCAAUCUGCUCCCCAGGGCCACAGCUUUUCCUGGCGCUUCCUCUCUGGGUGCCGCUGGGGUCAGGCUUGUGCAGGGCUGUGUCCUGCAGGUUUCUACUGCCCAGAGGGAUCUGAGGUACCUAUACCAUGUCCUGCCAAUACUAUUAGAGAUGUUCCAGGGGCUGUGAAGAGGGAGGACUGCCUGCCCUGUCCAGCUGGACACUGGUGCAAAGCAGGGGCUUCAGAGGCCUAUCCAUGUCCAUCCGGACAUUAUUGCUUUGGAGCCAAUGGCAGCGACCACAGUAGUGUCCUGGCACCUCAGAAAUGCCCGCCACAAACUUACCGCAAGUACCCAGGAGCUCAGAGCCUGACAGAUUGCCAGCCAUGUCCUCCAGGCUAUCGCUGCCCAUUAUCAGGUCUGACCAGGUUUGAGGAUUAUCCAUGCCCCCCUGGAUACUGGUGCCCUGGUAAAGGGGAUGCGUUCCUUUGUCCAGCUGGCACUUCCAGGAUCCGGCCUGGUGCAAAAUCAUUGGAAGAGUGUGAUCCCUGCUCACCUGGAUACUAUUGCCCGGAUCCAGCACAGACAGGGCUGCCUAACACCCAAGGAGUGCCUUGUAAACCUGGCUACGAAUGCCCAGCAGGUUCAGUAAAUCCAAAGCCUUGCAGGCCUGGCUUAUACUGUGGUGCUCACACGGCCGUGCCUUCCGUGUGCCCUGCCGGGUAUUACUGUCCUGAAGGAUCGUCAACAUACAACAGCCCUGAGCAGCUGUGUGUGUUUCCCUACUACUGUCCCCCAGGCAGUGCCCAUCCACUGCCUUGUGAAGGAGGGUACAUGGCCCUCAACUUGCCUGGUCCAAGGGAUUCAUUUGAGAAAUUCUGCAGAAUCUGUGAUGCAGGCACCUACCGUAGUGACUCCCUUAUCACGGCGCCCUGUCAGCCCUGCCCAGCAGGCUUCAUCUGCCCACAAGGCAGUGAGAGUUACCACAAGAAGCCUUGCCCCAGUGGCCAUUACUGCCCUCCCCUGGCAUCUGCCCCUCUGCCCUGUCCCCCGGGAACCCACGGGAGCAGCACCUUCGCGAAGCACUUAGAGGAUUGCCAGCCCUGUCCUGCCGGUGCUACCAGCUGUACCUGCCGUGGGCUGAACCGGGCUUUCCAGCAGUCAGAUGCCUCCUGUAUCUGCCAGGCUGGGUACGUUUACUACGAUGAGAGAGGCAAGAAAGACCCUGAUGGCAACAGCGAUCAGGACUGCCGACCUCAGGAUAAUGGCAUUGUCUUCCUUACCAGAGUCUUGGGAAGUGAAAUUCAUAAGGACUGGAGGCAAACGAUGCUUCCAUGUUACAGCAAUGGGGAGCAGCCAAGUGCCUCAGGAAUUUAA
Molecule: messenger RNA, 2082 nt
Organism: Calidris pugnax (ruff)
Lineage: Eukaryota; Metazoa; Chordata; Aves; Charadriiformes; Scolopacidae
Product: multiple epidermal growth factor-like domains protein 6
Exons: 14
Coding region: 427-2082 (551 amino acids)
Source: RefSeq, a predicted model, not a curated record